Echinops telfairi (small Madagascar hedgehog) is the source of this 5519-nucleotide messenger RNA. RefSeq names its product integrator complex subunit 2 (gene INTS2). The coding region runs from base 291 to 3704 and encodes 1137 amino acids. Gene Ontology annotation, cellular component: integrator complex. Gene Ontology annotation, biological process: snRNA 3'-end processing. The record is from RefSeq and is a predicted model, not a curated record. The transcript is spliced from 24 exons. Lineage: Eukaryota; Metazoa; Chordata; Mammalia; Afrosoricida; Tenrecidae.
UGGAUGAAUGAAGGUGCUGGGCGCUUUCUGAAGCAGUUUCCUCGGCUCUCCCUUCCCUCCCGUGGCCCCGUCUGCAGUGUCCCCUUCCUGUCCGCAUCGCACCGUCGACCCGGUUUUCCCUGCGUCUGGCUUCUUGGUGCCUCGGUCUGCUCGAGGUGCAACUAGAAUUGCGGAUCCGGAGAAUCGCCUAGGCCCAACUUCGGACUGCGCUCUGGAUUUCGGCCGCGACCCGCCGCUAGGACGGGGGUUCCGGGAGGCUCGGGGGUAGAUCUUAAGGAUCAACAGUGAUAAUGACUGAGUGUACAAGCCUCCAGUUUGUCAGCCCUUUUGCUUUUGAGGCCAUGCAGAAGGUGGAUGUUGUUCGUCUGGCAUCUCUAAGUGAUCCAGAAUUAAGACUCCUACUGCCCUGCUUGGUGCGGAUGGCACUUUGUGCUCCAGCUGACCAGAGCCAAAGCUGGGCUCAGGACAAAAAACUUAUCCUUCGUCUUCUGUCUGGAGUGGAAGCUGUCAACUCCAUCGUUGCAUUGUUGUCUGUGGACUUUCAUGCCUUAGAACAGGAUGCCAGCAAAGAGCAGCAGCUUAGGCAUAAACUUGGAGGAGGUGGUGGUGAGAGCAUUCUGGUCUCACAGCUUCAGCAUGGAUUGACAUUAGAGUUUGAACACAGUGAUUCACCUCGUCGGUUACGUCUUGUGCUUAGUGAAUUGUUGGCAAUUAUGAACAAGGUAUCUGAAUCCAGUGGGGAUUUUUUUUUAAAGUCUUCUGAGCUCUUUGAGAGUCCAGUCUAUUUGGAGGAAGCUGCAGAUGUUCUUUGCAUUUUACAAGCAGAGCUUCCUUCCUUACUUCCUAUAGUUGAUGUAGCUGAAGCCUUGCUACAUGUUAGAAAUGGAGCCUGGUUUUUAUGUCUCUUGGUAGCCAAUGUACCUGAUAGUUUCAAUGAAGUUUGUAGAGGCCUUAUUAAGAAUGGAGAGCGACAAGAUGAGGAAAGCCUUGGAGGAAGACGCAGGACAGAUGCCUUACGCUUCUUAUGUAAAAUGAACCCUGCGCAGGCUCUUAAAGUUCGAGGCAUGGUGGUGGAAGAAUGUCAUCUUCCUGGCCUUGGAGUGGCUUUGACACUGGAUCAUACUAGAAAUGAAGGGGGUGAAGAUGGAGUGAGUGACUUGGUGUGUUUUGUUAGUGGCUUGCUUCUUGGAACAAAUGCCAAAGUCCGGACAUGGUUUGGAACUUUUAUCCGAAAUGGACAACAGAGAAAAAGAGAGAACAGCACCUCUGUCCUUUGGCAAAUGAGAAGGCAGCUUCUCCUGGAGUUGAUGGGCAUUCUCCCUCCAGUGAGAAGUGCCCGCAUUGUGGAAGAAGCGGAUGUGCAGAUGGAGCCCAAUGUGUCUGUGUAUUCGGGGCUGAAAGAAGAGCAUGUUGUGAAAGCCAGUGCACUCUUACGUCUGUACUGUGCUUUGAUGGGGAUCGCUGGACUCAAACCAACAGAGGAAGAAGCCGAGCAGUUACUGCAGUUGAUGACAAGUCGUCCUCCUGCUACGCCGGCUGGGGUUCGCUUUGUCUCUCUCUCCUUUUGCAUGCUGCUGGCUUUUUCUACACUCGUCAGUACACCUGAGCAGGAGCAGCUGAUGGUGGCAUGGCUAAGCUGGAUGAUAAAGGAAGAGGCUUAUUUUGAGAGCACUUCAGGUGUCUCUGCUUCUUUUGGGGAGAUGUUGUUAUUAGUGGCUAUGUACUUUCAUAGCAACCAGCUUAGUGCUAUCAUUGACUUGGUCUGCUCCACCUUGGGGAUGAAGAUUGUAAUUAAGCCAAGCUCCUUGAGCAGGAUGAAGACUAUCUUUACACAGGAAAUUUUUACAGAGCAGGUUGUCACAGCUCAUGCAGUUCGGGUCCCUGUCACCAGCAACCUGAGUGCCAGCAUCACUGGGUUUCUGCCCAUUCAUUGUAUUUACCAGCUCCUCAGGAGUCGUUCUUUCACCAAGCACAAAGUUUCAAUCAAGGGUGACAGCAUUCGCCUUAACCAGCGCUUCGGCAUCACAGCACAGCUUUUGGUGCUCUACUACGUGCUGUCGUAUGAGGAAGCUCUCCUCGCAAACACCAAGUCUUUAGCUGCCAUGCAAAGAAAGCCCAAAUCAUAUUCUUCUUCUUUGAUGGACCAGAUCCCUAUCAAAUUCCUUAUUCGACAGGCUCAAGGGCUGCAGCAGGAGAUGGGAGGGCUGCAUUCUGCUUUACUGCGUCUCCUUGCAACCAACUACCCGCAUUUAUGUAUUGUGGACGACUGGGUCUGUGAGGAAGAAAUCACCGGCACCGAUGCCCUGUUACGGCGAAUGCUUCUGACUAACAAUGCCAAAAACCACUCUCCUAAACAACUCCAAGAAGCAUUUUCAGCUGUCCCAGUAAGUCACACACAAGUGAUGCAGAUUCUAGAACACUUGACCCUACUCUCUGCCAGUGAACUUAUACCAUAUGCAGAAGUAUUAACAUCCAAUAUGAACCAGCUGCUGAAUUCAGGAGUUCCACGGAGAGUUCUUCAAACAGUCAAUAAACUAUGGAUGGUUCUUAAUACUGUUAUGCCUAGAAGGCUGUGGGUAAUGACAGUCAAUGCACUGCAACCUUCAAUAAAGUUCGUGCGACAACAAAAAUAUACUCAAAAUGACUUGAUGAUAGAUCCUCUCAUUGUCCUAAGGUGUGAUCAGAGGGUUCACAGAUGCCCCCCGCUGAUGGAUAUUACUUUACACAUGUUGAAUGGGUAUCUUCUUGCUUCUAAAGCCUACCUUAGUGCCCAUCUGAAGGAAACAGCAGAGCAAGAUAGAUCUCAGAAUAGUAUGAUAGGUUUAAUUGGACAAAUGGAUGCCCCAGAAGUUACCAGAGAAGAAUUGAAAAACGCAUUACUGGCUGCUCAGGACAGUGCAGCUGUCCAAAUUCUGUUAGAGAUUUGCUUACCUACCAAAGAGGAGAAAGCAAAGCGUGUCAAUGCAGACAGCUCAGUGCGGAAUGUACACAGUGUUAUUAUCACCAGCGCUCCAAAUAAGGACGUGGAGGAAGGAGAAGACAAUUUGCUUUGUAACCUUCGAGAAGUUCAGUGCCUCAUUUGUUGUCUGUUGCACCAAAUGUACAUUGCGGAUCCAAACAUUGCUAAGCUUGUUCACUUUCAGGGUUAUCCAUGUGAACUUUUGCCUCUGACGGUUGCAGGUAUUCCAUCUAUGCACAUCUGUCUGGAUUUUAUACCUGAGCUUAUUGCACAGCCAGAACUUGAAAAACAGAUAUUUGCUAUCCAGUUGCUUUCUCACCUGUGUAUCCAGUAUGCCCUACCUAAGUCACUCAGUGUGGCUCGCUUAGCUGUCAAUGUCAUGGGGACUUUGCUAACAGUUUUAACACAGGCUAAGCGAUAUGUGUUUUUCAUGCCAACUCUGCCAAGCCUGGUCUCUUUUUGUCGAGCAUUUCCUCCAUUGUAUGAGGAUAUUAUGUCUUUGCUGAUCCAAGUGGGACAAGUUUGUGCUUCUGAUGUUGCCACUCAGACAAGAGACAUCGAUCCCAUCAUUACACGUCUUCAACAAAUAAACGAGAAACCAAAUGGAUGGUCUGGGCUCUGUAAAGAUCCAUCUUAUAAAAAUGGAUCCAGGGACACUGGAAGCAUGGAUCCUGAUGUACAGCUCUGUCAUUGUGUUGAAAGUACAAUAAUUGAAAUAAUAAACAUGAGUGUUAGUGGAAUUUAAAGAAAAAAACUCCAGCAAAAAAGGAAGCUGAAGCUGUUGCAUAUGCCUGAAUCUGUGUCUUAAAAUAUUGUAAAACUGGAUGGGGACAGUCAUGUUUUAGAAUCACUAUAAAAGAAUUCAGCAUGAAUAGAAUUUAGAACUCAGAGAAUUAUGCUUGAAAGUAUAUGACUGACGGGUCUUUGGAUCUAGUUUGCUGGUAUGUUUAUAUUGUAGCAGCUAAACUUUUUUUUUCUUUCCAUUGGGAGCACAUUAAGAAACUCAUUGGAAAACAAAUCUGGCAUUUUGUUUAGUUUUAAAAGUGAGGAAAGACAGCCAUGCUUUUAAUUUAUUUAAUCUCUUGUAAAAAUCUGUGGGUAGCCUUAGUGUUUCUUUUAAUGUUCGGCUUGUAACAGAGUGUUACAAUGAUGCCAUGGUGACAGGAAAAAGGGGAUCAAGAAAAGGGAGAAUUAAGGUAAAAUAAAGAAUUAAAUUCUCAAAUAGAAAUCUCAAAGACCUCAAUGCAAGGGGAAUAACGCAAAAUGGAAUUCCAGUUCUCAAGCAGCUAUGUUGAGAAUGGUUUCAAGAAGAUGAAUAACUUUUAUAAAUAUUUCCAUGGACCUACAGAUGAAAAUUUAAAGGUUUUACAUAUUUGCUUCAAUUUUUAUGAAUACGUGAAGCCAUAUGUUUAAACAGAUACUUGAAUCGUUUGGAAUUUUAAGAAUCACCUUUGUGCAAAGAACCUGAAGGGAGAUUUCAUUUAGUUUCUCUUUUAAAAAUUAUUUUUAUAAUACUUUAUUAACUUAUCAGUUACUCAGACAGAAAAAUAAGCAAAGAAAGAUAGAGCAAUAAAACCCACUGAGCUCUGGGUUUGUUGUCAGGAUUAUAAUUCAUAUAUUACUUUGAAAAAGUGGUUAAGAAAGAAAAUAAAGUGUUGAGUCUCAGGAAAAAUUAAAGAAAAUACUGUCUUGCUGACAGAUUUUUGCAGUCUUCUGCUGGUAAUUUCUAUUAAUUAAGUAGAUCUAUUCAGGUAAUGUAUAAUUCUAAUUAAAAAAAUUAAGUAUCCACUGUUUAAGGUAUUUUGCUUUUUGAGAAAUAAUAACCCAUUCUCCCCACUCUCCUAAAAGAUCUCUUAACUUGUAAAACAAGUCAGGCAAGCUAUUAAGAACAUACAUUUUUUUAAUGAAAAAAAUAUAACGUCAGCCUUUCAUUAGCAAAUCGUCACAUCCCAUUUUGACUCCUUUGGAAAUGGAAUCACUACUGGCCCUACCUCAGAAGGGUUUAUUACAUAAGAAGUAGCUGUUUCAAAUCAUGAAGUACAUAAUAUACAUGAUAGAAUAUUUAUAACUUUAGACGAUUAACAUUCAAUUAAGGAAUUUUUAUGGGAAAAAUAAAAGCAUACCCUUUAAAAAAAAAGAAUUUUCCUAUAUUUAGCCAAAGCAGUUUGUUUGUCCUUUAAGAUGAAAUAAAAUUGCUCCUUUUUUGUUGUGUUGUGUUUUUGUUUUGAAACAGCCUUGGCAUCUUUUCUGUAGUGUGUAUCUGCCAGGAGGUCAGGGAAGGUGGAAGUAAAAAUGUUUUCUAAUUAGAUGCAGUCCACAUUCCUGGAUCAAUUUUCAAAGACUGGUUAAAAAUCUGCUGUGUUAAAAGAACAGCAUGUGCUGUUUUUCUUCAGAUUCCUUGAUGUAAAAUAUGUAAAUAUAUUAGUAAAUGUUAAUAUUUGUGUAUUGUAAGUUAAGGAUCUAAAAUUGAUUACAAUGUGAUUUUUUUUAAUUCAAGUUAAAACAGAUGUGGGUAGCUAUUUUGAAUAUUGAUUUAUAAACGUUCAUACUCUUUAUCAAA